Molecule: messenger RNA, 423 nt
Organism: Meloidogyne enterolobii
Lineage: Eukaryota; Metazoa; Nematoda; Chromadorea; Rhabditida; Meloidogynidae
Source: the annotation of a GenBank genome assembly
UUAUGGUUCGUUAUAUGCAAACCUCUAGACGUGGAACCAAACGAAAUUCUAAAGAAGCAGCUAAAUCCGAGUCGAAACGUUCAAGAAAGUCAAAGGCGGUUAUUGAUGAAUCCAACUCUUCCUCUCAGGAUUGGAGUGUGAAUACUUCGAACAUCCACAUCAAUCAACUUCCUUCACAUGUUUUGGGCAAAAUCUUUUCAAAUUUGAAUACAAUUGAUCAUCUUCGAAUCGAAAAGAUUUGUAGACAUUGGAGGCAAAUUGCUAUUUCCUAUAGUUGGGACAAUUAUGAAAUGAUAUCUUAUUCACAAGUUUUCCAAGACUGUCCAGCUUCAAAGGUUACAAUGUAUUCAAAUUAUUAUGAAGCGUGCCCGUCAUCAUUUAAAAGUCAUCGAUUUGGUUGGUUUCCGUCUUGAUCCAAAAUUA